CAGUGGUUGUUGAAGUUUGCAUGAGAAAUAUUAAAAUAUAAAACUUAAAAAAUUUAUUUAAAAAUGAUUUAAUAAAGUGUGACAAAAGUUGUUCGCUUUUACAUCGUAAAAAAAUCAGCAUAUAAUCAUGUCUGGGUCAAUAGAAAUUCCUCUUCGGGAUACGGAUGAGGUAAUCGAAUUGUAUUUGGAUCAAUUGCCGGAUGGCGAUGAAGUUUUAGGAAUAUUAAGACAAGAACGUGCUCAAUUGAGUAUUUGGGUGAAUUUAGCUUUGGAGUAUUACAAGCAGAAGAAAAUUAAUGACUUCAUUAAAAUAUUGGAAGCUUCCCGAACGGAUGCCAACAUUGAUUAUCGUGAUUUUGAAAAAGAUCAAAUGCGAGCAUUCGAUAUGUUGGCUGCAUAUUAUGUCCAAGAAGCAAAUAGGACCAAAAACAAGGAUAAAAAACGUGAAUUAUUCACGAAGGCAACUUUCUUGUAUACGACAGCCGAUAAGAUUAUUAUGUACGACCAAAAUCAUUUGUUGGGUCGUGCGUAUUUUUGUUUAUUGGAAGGUGAUAAAAUGGAACAAGCCGAUGCUCAAUUUAAUUUCGUUUUGAAUCAUUCCAACAGUAAUAUUCCAUCGUUAUUGGGGAAAGCGUGUAUUGCAUACAAUAAGAAAGAUUUCCGUGGAGCUUUAGCAUUUUAUAAAAAAGCUUUACGUACAAAUCCAAAUUGUCCGGCAGCUGUACGUUUAGGCAUGGGACACUGUUUCAUGAAAUUAAAUAAUCAGGAUAAAGCACGAUUAGCCUUUGAACGAGCUCUACAAUUAGAUUCAAAAUGUGUGGGAGCAUUAGUUGGAUUGGCAAUAUUGAAGUUAAAUCAACAACAACCGGAUGCUAUUCGUACUGGGGUACAAAUGUUAUCCAAAGCGUACACAAUUGAUUCAACGAAUCCAAUGGUCUUGAAUCAUUUAGCAAAUCAUUUUUUCUUCAAAAAAGACUAUGCCAAAGUACAACAUUUAGCUUUACAUGCAUUUCAUAAUACUGAAAAUGAAGCGAUGCGUGCUGAAAGCUGUUAUCAAUUAGCACGUGCAUUUCAUGUCCAAAAUGAUUACGAUCAAGCAUUCCAGUACUAUUAUCAAGCAACACAAUUUGCACCACCUGCAUUUGUUUUACCACAUUUUGGUUUGGGUCAAAUGUAUAUUCAUCGAGGUGAUUCAGAAAAUGCUGCUCAAUGUUUUGAGAAAGUAUUAAAAGCACAACCAGGUAAUUAUGAAACAAUGAAAAUACUUGGUUCAUUAUAUGCAAAUUCUACAUCGCAAUCAAAACGUGAUAUUGCGAAAAAUCAUUUACGUAAAGUGACUGAACAGUAUCCAGAUGAUGUUGAAGCAUGGAUCGAACUUGCUCAAAUAUUAGAACAAUCCGAUUUGCAGGGAUCAUUACAAGCGUAUGGUACAGCCACAAGAAUUUUAAAAGAGAAAGUUGGUGAUGAAAUACCACCAGAAAUUUUUAAUAAUGUAGGAGCAUUACAUUAUAGGUUAGGGAAUUUAGAAGAAGCCAAAAAAAAUUUGGAAGAGUCAUUAGAACGUUCAAAAGUAGAAGCCGCUGAACAUGAUCCACAGUAUUAUAAUUCAAUUGCAGUUACAACUACUUACAAUCUUUCACGAUUGUAUGAAGCGUUAUGUGUGUUCGAUAAAUCUGAAAAAUUAUAUAAAGAUAUAAUUAAGGAGCAUCCAAAUUAUGUGGAUUGUUAUUUACGAUUAGGAUGUAUGGCUCGUGAUAAAGGUCAAAUUUAUGAAGCUUCUGAUUGGUUUAAGGAAGCUCUACGUAUUAAUAAUGAUCACCCUGAUGCAUGGUCCUUAUUGGGUAAUUUACAUUUAUCCAAAAUGGAAUGGGGACCUGGCCAAAAGAAAUUCGAACGUGUUCUGAAGAAUCCAGCAACAUUACAAGAUGCAUAUUCAUUGAUAGCAUUAGGCAACGUUUGGUUACAAACACUACAUCAACCCACUAAGGAUAAAGAACGUGAGAAACGUCAUCAAGAGCGAGCAUUAUCUAUGUAUAAACAAGUAUUACGUACAGAUCCACGUAACAUAUGGGCAGUGAAUGGAAUUGGUGCUGUAUUAGCACAUAAAGGUUGUGUGAAUGAAGCACGUGAUAUAUUUGGACAAGUUCGUGAAGCUACAGCUGAUUUUUGUGAUGUUUGGUUGAAUAUUGCUCACAUUUAUGUUGAACAAAGACAGUAUGUUAGCGCCAUUCAAAUGUAUGAAAAUUGUUUACGAAAAUUCUACAAAUAUAGUCAUGUUGAAGUAUUACAAUAUUUAGCCCGUGCAUAUUUUAAAGCUGGUAAAUUAAAGGAUGCAAAAAUGGUAUUAUUGAAAGCACGACGUGUUGCACCUCAAGAUACAGUUUUACUGUAUAAUAUUGCAUUAGUAUUGCAACGGUUAGCAACACAAAUAUUGAAAGAUGAAAAAUCAACAUUACAAACUGUUUUACAAGCUGUCCAUGAACUUGGACUUUCACAUAAAUAUUUCCAAUAUUUAUCUGUACAUGGUGAUCGUAUGAAAUAUGAUGUAACACUAGCUGCUCUUGAAGCCCGUCAAUGUCAAGAUUUAUUAAGUCAAGCCCAAUAUCAUGUAGCACGCGCACGACGUGUUGAUGAAGAAGAACGUGCUUUACGACGUAAACAAGAAGAUGAACGUACUGCAUUCAAAAUGAAACAAAUAGAAGAACAGCAACGUUUGGAGGAGCAACGACGAAAAGAUAAAGAACAAAUGCUACAAAAACGUCAAGAAUUUAAGGAAAAGACAAAAAACGCAUUGUUAUUCGAAGAAAUGCCACAAGAAAAGGGUAAAGGUAAAGGGCGUAGUCGAAAAGAUCAAUAUGUCUCAGAUUCGGGGGGUAGUGAUGAUGGUGUGCGAGGUAAUGUUGAAUCUGGUGAACCACGCCAAAAAAGUAAGAAACGACGACACAGUGGAGAACGUAAGAAGAAGAGUGGGAGCAGUAAACGUAAGCGUGAUAAACGUGGCAACGAUGGUCGUUCUGGCUCAGAUUCAGAUCGCCCUCGUGGUAAGAAGAGCGGUGGACGUAAAAAGGUUAAAGAACCAAAAAAGAAAACUGACGAAGGUCUUAGUGGUAAACAGAAAAUGCGUAUUGUUUCGAAAGCGACAAUUUCUACUAGUGAAUCUGACGAUAGUGACGGCGGUGGUAAAUUAAAAAUUGCUAGUGGAGGUGAAAGCGGGAGUGGGAGUGAUAGCGGCGAUAAGAGAGUCAAGAAGAAGCGACGUAUUGCAUCCGAAUCAGAUCGUUCAGAGAGUCAAUCGAGUCGUUCACGAUCACGCUCAAAGAGUGGAUCACGGUCAGGUUCUGGAUCACGAUCAAGAAGUGGUAGUCGAUCAAAAAGUCGAUCACGAUCGAAAAGUAAGUCACGAUCGAGAUCAAAGAGUGUAUCUCGUUCACGAAGUCGUUCAAAGAGUGGAUCACGAUCUGGAAGUCGUUCAAAGAGUGGAUCACGAUCCAGAAGUCGUUCAAAGAGUGUAUCUCGAUCUAGAAGUCGUUCGAAGAGUGGAUCAAGAUCUAGAUCUGGUUCGAGAUCCAAAUCCCGUUCAAAGUCAAGAUUCAGAUCUAAGUCCGGUUCACGGUCACGAUCUAAUUCCAAGUCACCAUCGCGUAGUAGAUCACGAAGUGGUUCUAAAAGUCCUAGUCGGAGUAGAUCAAGGUCGCCAAAUAAGUCUGGAUCUGGUAGCGAUUAAACUAUAUAUAAAUUUAAAUAAUUUGGUAUUAAAGAGUUGGGCAUAAUCUUUUAAUUGAAUUUGUGAUGACGAUUUUUGUAAAUCGGGCCGUAAUUUUAAAUGUUUUUUGAAUUUUAUUUUUAUUUAUUUUUUUCUAGAGGAUGUUAAACAUAUUAAAAAUAUAAACAAUUUGUUUGUAAAUGUAAUUGUUGGACUUGCUGGCUCAUUAUUCAUAAUGGACCAAGAGCUAAUGAACUUUUAAAAAAGAUCGCAUAUAGUUCUAGAUCGCACUAGGUAAUAAUUUUUUUUUGGGUGCCCUAUUAUUCUAUUAUCAGUUCUUAAUAGAACUAUAAAUAGGUCUGCUGAAUAGAUACCAUGAAUGGUAACUACCCACUGAUAGACACCUAAUCGAGUUUGUAGUAUGUAAACUAUAAUUAAAGCCAUUUACGUAAAUCUAAAUCUCAAAUCUAGAACACUUUGUCUAUUUAGUCUACUCUUUGACUAUUGUCUAAGAGACUGAUUACUUCAACGUUUGGGUGCCUUUCAAGGCGAGUCAAGUAACUUUCACUGAACCGCGUAAUUUCUUCACGCACUGUGGACACUUUAAGACUAGUCGUCAUUACGCACGUACCAGGGAGAUUCACUAAUUGUUCGUAACACUUUUGAUUGAAACCGUUUAAUAAUUUCGAUGUUACUAUUGCUACCAGUUCCUCAUACUUGAAUCCCAUAAGUCCACACAGGUUUUAGAAUUGAUUUAUACAAUAUUACUUUAUUGUCUAAUGAUAACUUAGAUUUAUGGCCUAGCAGCCAGUAAAGUUUCGAGAAUUUUAAAUUUAAUUUUUUUCCUUAGACCAGAUGUGUUUGCGCCAAGUUUGCCUUCCGUCUAAGUGAAUUUCCAGGUAUUUUACCAAUUUCAGAAAGCUCUGUACGCAUGGACCUACACACCGCGUUGUACAUUGACCGAGGCUAAAUCCUUUAAUCAAUAUUCAGAUAUUGUCGAUAAUGUUGAAAAGGAGCGUUGCUGUCACAGAUAAAAUUGCCAGAACGCGAAUCAUUUGGAAACGUAUUUCAGAUGUGACAGAAAUUAUCGUGCAAAAUGAAGAGUAUAUUUUAAAAAGUUGAGCGUAAGAGUCUUCAUUUACCUUUUUCAUUUUGUUGGGAAAGAGACAAUCAAAGCUUGAUCAAAUAUUGCGUGUAUCACAAACAAGUCGAUAUGUACAAUUUGUAGAUUAUGGGAUGGAUGGAUAUCUUAUCUUCAAUUGAAUCAGUCUGUACAUUCGAGCGUUGAGUCUGGUUUGGCCGUCAACCAAACCUCCCAGGUCUGAUCAGCGAGGUGCCAACUGCGAUCUUUUCAAUUUUAUGUUAGCCAAAAAUUCUUUGGCUCUUGAUCCAUAAAGAAGUUUUUCUUUUGAUUGAUUUUGUAUUUGAGUAUACUCGGCGUUAACAUCAUUAUUUUACAUAUUCAUUUAAUUUUGUUUAUUUUAGAGUUAAAAAUUUCGUUUUGUCACAAAAAAUUUUACGGACGGAAAUGGACAUACAGAGU
This is a messenger RNA of Chrysoperla carnea, 5246 nucleotides long. It is a transcript of the gene Ctr9, whose product is annotated as RNA polymerase-associated protein CTR9 homolog. NCBI's taxonomy places the organism in Eukaryota, Metazoa, Arthropoda, Insecta, Neuroptera, Chrysopidae. The transcript has 8 exons. Gene Ontology annotation, molecular function: RNA polymerase II complex binding. The record is from RefSeq and is a predicted model, not a curated record. Gene Ontology annotation, cellular component: Cdc73/Paf1 complex. The coding region runs from base 128 to 3724 and encodes 1198 amino acids. Gene Ontology annotation, biological process: regulation of DNA-templated transcription.